AUGUUACUGACCAGACUAUCUUCGAUUUUUAUAUUUGUGUAUUUGGUCUCUGCGACUUGGACAUUUAGCGAGCCUAAGAUUUGUGGCGAAAGAAGAAGAACUAUGCUACCGUUCACUGGCUUUAAGAUUAGUCGCCAGUAUAAGCUUAACGGAAUUGUUCCCCACUCAAUGCAUUUUGUUACUAUGACACACUGCGAUCACGGGAAAUCUGACUAUGCAAAAUCACUUCGUACCAACUCUAGCGACUUUAUAGACUGGAACCGUCCUUUUUGUUUGCUUAAGCCAGGAUCUCAAUCUGUUAAAAAAUCUCAAGAUACACUUUUGGGGCCUGUUGUGAGAAACAAAACUCUUGAAAAAGAGAUUCUUAAAGAUGAAAGUCAGAAAUCUCAAAAGCCUUAUUGGAGGGAUAAGAUGAAUAGUAUUAGAAAGAAGGUAGACAAAGCAAUAAAAGGAGAGCUAGACAAGGGACUAGAGAAAUCAACAGAAGGACGAUUCUUAGAAUACACAGGAAAGGAAACAGCUAGCUAUUUGGAUGAAAUUGCGCAGGCGGGCCCUCGAGUAUCAAUGGAAUGGGAAGCAGCAAACUUAGUGUGCUACAAAAUGGCAAGACGUAAGAAGUAUGCGAGAAGAGAUAUUUCGUUUUACAUGCCUCAAACGUUUGUGGGAGGCUUAUUCGAAUGUCCCAUUCCCUCAACGAAAAAGAAAGAAAUAUUUCUGAAGUUUAAAACCUCUGACUUCCUUAAAACUUUUGAUUUCAGUUGUGACAGCUCAAUUGCGAAACCAUUACUGCCAUUGAUUGCAGAGGACAGCACAAAACAAUGGUUUCAUACUCCAUUUCUCACGUUGAGCCCCUCAGUCAUACAGACAAUCCCCUAUUUAUCUACAGUUACUCCUCUUAACCUAAGGUUUGCCGCUAGUGAUACUCCUGAUAUGUUUAUGAAUACAUGGGCCUCAGACAUUCAUGUAAAUGAGGAAUACAACUAUUCUGAGCUAGAUUUGCAUUUAAUAUCGAGAGCUGUCGCAUUGUCCGCUGACUAUUUAAAUAAGUUUCUCAAACCAGUGAAUAUGGAGAGAAUAAUAAGUUCCUCCUUCCGAACUAGUCGACUGCACGCUCUGGAAAGUCCAUUGUUAACAGAAAAUGACUAUUUUCGCAAUAAGUUAUCGAACCUCACGUUGGAUCAGAAAACUAACCUAUUUUUAUCACUGACAAGUAAUGAUAGACAAGCACUAAUCCAUCUAGACAAGUUACAAGAGAUCUGGGAUACUCUAAUCGGCUGA
Messenger RNA from Priceomyces carsonii, 1278 nucleotides. RefSeq lists its product as uncharacterized. The coding region runs from base 1 to 1278 and encodes 425 amino acids. The transcript has a single exon. NCBI's taxonomy places the organism in Eukaryota, Fungi, Ascomycota, Pichiomycetes, Serinales, Debaryomycetaceae. The record is from RefSeq and is a predicted model, not a curated record.